Cucurbita pepo subsp. pepo (vegetable marrow) is the source of this 2373-nucleotide messenger RNA. RefSeq lists its product as uncharacterized. NCBI's taxonomy places the organism in Eukaryota, Viridiplantae, Streptophyta, Magnoliopsida, Cucurbitales, Cucurbitaceae. The record is from RefSeq and is a predicted model, not a curated record.
GAUGAAGAUAGUGAGCGAUCAAAUAGAGCCUUCAUAGUAUCUCUGCGUUUUGCUUUCUGCUUCUUCUGCAAUUCGUUUCUUCCUCCAUUUCAUUGUUUCUUUUUUAGUGUUUCGAGGAAGAAUCGCCAUCUGGGUAUUUUAUUGCACUUCGAUCUGAUUUCUUUUUGGACCCACCCACUUACCCUUUUCACAAUUUCAACCCCUCCUUCACUUUUGGGUCGCAGGAAAAGGGAGAUAGCUCCGCCGUGAUCCGCCCGGCAUCACGGAAUCGUUUCUGGAAGUUCUUCUCUGUAAUCCCUUUGAUUAGUUCUGGUAUUUGAUGAGGUGAAUCGAGCUUGGGGUGAUUCUUUUGAUUUUUGGAAGGCUAUCAUGGGAGGCUGUGUAUCAACACCAUCUAAAGAGAUAAGAACACGGAAGAAAUUGCAUCACCAGUUUGGAAAAUAUGGUCGAAAGAUCUCGAGUUCUAUCCCGAGAGCUAUCGUAAAAAGGAAGAGCAAUGCAGGAAAUAGAGUCACUGAUUAUGCAGUCAGUGAGUUUGUUCAUAUGGAUUUUGAGAAUGGUGCAACCACUACAUGUAGAAGAUCAGAGGUUUCUAAUUCAACAUUCCACCUCACUCAGUUGCAAUGGCUCCACAGUCAGUAUGAUGCAAACGCAAUAGGCCAAGACGAAGCUUGGUUUGACUCGGUCAGUGUUCUGGAAUCCGACUCAGACGAUGAAUUCAGUAGUUUGCAUGGAGAUGGUUUUCCAUCCGUAGGAAAUCCGAUCGGGAACAUCUCGAGUGGCCAAGUGGUUCAGUAUGAAAGAUCGUCACGCUUUCUGGAAAAUAGAUGCAAAUAUGAAGAAUACCAUGAAAGCUAUCUAAAAAUAGAUGGAGGGAAACCAGAAAAUAUCAAGAACAAGGAUGAAUAUGGAUUUGGACUCAUGAAUUGCCAAGGUAAUGAAAUUUCCAGCAAGAAGAGGUCGAUGUUAGAUCGUUCGUAUGGCAGCUUUAAAGAUCUAAAAGACGAUUGCCGCAAUUCUCUAGAGAAGAAUCAAGAGAACACAUUAAAGUCUGCCUUACCUCGCAUCGUUCCGUCUAUAAGUUUCAACGAGAAGAUUCCGAGUUCUCAGACUCCUCAGGGACUCAAAAAGCAGUCAGCAGUUUUCAGGCUUUCCUUUAAGAGACGGUCAUAUGAUGGAGAAGAAACCAUAGAAAAAUGCCAAUCAAAGAAGUAUCUAUACCGUCCGAAAGCGGGACAUAUACCAUGUUUUUCAGGGGAGAAAACACCUCCAGGAAGCUGGUCCGAGAUUCCGCCAUCAACUUUUAAACUUCGUGGCGAAAGCUACUUCAAAGAUAAGAAGAAAUAUCCUGCCCCGAAUACGAGUCCUUAUGUUCCAAUCGGCGUCGAUUUGUUUAUGUGUCCGACGAAAAUCAACCACAUUGCUCAACAUCUGGAGCUUCCUUUUGUAAAAUCUGAUGCAAAAGUGCCUCCAUUACUCAUUGUAAACAUUCAGUUGCCUAUUUAUCCUGCUGCAAUGUUCCUUGGUGAUAGUGAUGGUGAAGGAAUGAGUCUGGUUUUGUAUUUCAAGGUUUCUGAGAAGUUUGAUAAGGAUAUCUCUCUUCAUUAUCAGGAAAGCAUCAAGAAAUUGAUUGAUGAUGAGAUGGAAAAAACCAAAGGAUUUACGAAAGAUUCUACUGUUCCAUUCAGGGAAAGGCUUAAGAUUAUGGCAGGGGUGGUUAAUCCAGAGGAUCUCCAUUUGAGUUCUACUGAAAGGAAGCUCGUUAGCGCUUAUAAUGAAAAACCCGUCCUGUCACGGCCGCAGCACAACUUUUACAAGGGCCAAAAUUACUUCGAGAUUGAUCUGGACAUUCAUCGUUUCAGCUAUAUAUCUAGAAAGGGGCUCGAAUCAUUUCGAGAACGUUUGAAAAACGGAAUACUUGAUCUUGGUCUAACCAUCCAGGCACAAAAACCUGAAGAACUGCCGGAGCAAGUUCUGUGUUGUGUGAGGCUGAAUAAGAUUGAUUUUAUGGAUCAUGGACAGAUACCCACAUUAGUGACCUUUGAAGAAGACUGAUACUGACCAUAUGGUACGUUUCUCGACUUGGUCCAACAUGUCAUGACUCGAGCAGGCUCAACGAUGACAGGCAGACGACAUCCAUUUUAACUCACGGAAAUACCGACCCAUCGGUCCGACUAUCUAAUCCAAAGGUAACCUUCAUUUUUGUCCAAUGAAUCACUGUUCUUCCUCCCACCCAAAAGCUUCAACCAUUAAAUCAGCAAGCCUUGACUAGCAAUGCCUCAAUGUCCUGUUAAAAAUUUAUAACCAGUCUCUCUGUACAUGUUUAUUGCAUCGUCGUAAUAAUGAGAGCCAAAGAGUACGACGUCGAUAUGA